Molecule: messenger RNA, 667 nt
Organism: Effrenium voratum
Lineage: Eukaryota; Dinophyceae; Suessiales; Symbiodiniaceae
Source: the annotation of a GenBank genome assembly
CUCACAGCUAUCGGGGUGGAGAGGGCUGGCCAAUUGAUCAGCCAAAUUGAGUAGCCAUGGUGGAGUUCGAGUAUGACAUGACCAAAUGGAAGGAGGCGAAGAUUUGGAGCGGCGGAACGGUGGAAGACUGGGAGGCCCAGGAUUCCAAGAAGGACGCUUCGACGGUGGCGGUGCACCCACGUGACAUGAUGGACUACCAUGGUUUGAGGAAUACGUGGCCUCGGGAGCUCUACUCUAGAGCCUUAUGCGUGGGUGAGGACCAGUACCUGGAAGUGAUCAAGCUCCAGGAAGAGCUCAAGUUCCACUUCUACUACACCGGGCUGGAUCCUAUGGACGGCACCGACGACCCCAAGGAAUACAUGUGCUUGGUUGUCUACAGCAAGCCCAACUGGAAAGGCAUUGCGAGAGGCCUGACAGAGCUGGGCAUCCAGGUGUCAGACUCCGAGGAGGAAGCUGUAGACAAGGACACCGAGGACUUGGGCAUUCAGAUGAUGCUGCGAGCCUCUGAUGCAUGGGUCACAUACUGCGAUCCCUGGAUGAAGCGGGAGUUUGUGGACAACGGGGUGCUGCAGCAAGGCAAGGUCUACAGAUUCAAAGAGGACAACCUCAAGGAGAAGCUUGGCUUGUAGCACGCUGCCGGGUAGGGCUGGGCUGGCGGCAAGGGCCA